Ilyonectria robusta is the source of this 651-nucleotide messenger RNA. RefSeq lists its product as uncharacterized. NCBI's taxonomy places the organism in Eukaryota, Fungi, Ascomycota, Sordariomycetes, Hypocreales, Nectriaceae. The record is from RefSeq and is a predicted model, not a curated record. The transcript is spliced from 3 exons. Bases 1 to 651 code for a protein of 216 amino acids.
AUGUGCGAGCUCGUCGAAAGGCGUGAGACAUGCGAGAAGUGCCGCAGCGUAGCCGGCGUGCAGACGGAACUCGACCCGUGCGAGUCCGCGAUGCAGUCGGGCGAGAACUGCGCGAAUACGAGGAAAACGUCGGAGAACAAAUAUGUUCCCAAGACCACCAACUACCAAUCUGUUUCUCAUAUAACAUCUCUUGAGCCACCAGAUAUCUACGCGUCUUGCAAAAUGUGCCACGUCCACUACAAGAAGUCGCAGUGCGCCAAGUGCAAGCGGGUCAUCUCCACCGAGAGCAGCUUGACCCGGUGCAACAAGGCCUUGUGCGAACCCCCCCGCUGCAAGCGGACCGAAGAGACGUUCCAAGUUGUCGAAGUUUCUAAGCAGGAGUGUGCGCUUUGCAGGGAUAAGCAGCUCCUGAGCAAGGGCAUGCAGCUCGGCCGCCCGUGUGAUGAAGCGCAAGAGCGAGGGUCUAUCUGUGAGACGAUCGCGAGCGACACCAAGACCAACUAUGUGAGGGAGGAGCUUUGCGGUACCUGCCAGCCGCAUGGAUGUGAGGACCCAAAGUCCGGCGGUGGUAGUAGUAGUGCCGCUGGUGGUGCGAGUGGCGGGACUAAUGGGACCGUGGAGACCAAGGAUGCGACUGAGACCGAGGCAUAG